Molecule: messenger RNA, 1333 nt
Organism: Alternaria rosae
Lineage: Eukaryota; Fungi; Ascomycota; Dothideomycetes; Pleosporales; Pleosporaceae
Product: ATP10 protein-domain-containing protein
Exons: 1
Coding region: 104-1087 (327 amino acids)
Biological process (GO): mitochondrial proton-transporting ATP synthase complex assembly
Cellular component (GO): mitochondrial inner membrane
Source: RefSeq, a predicted model, not a curated record
CGUGACGCGAAAGCACGUGGUACUUUGGCCGCUUCUGUGCUAGUUCCAGGCUCACGUUCAUCAUUUCUCGAGUUUGGCGGGACAAAGACGCUCCACACUCAAAAUGCUCCAACCCCGGAUAGCGACGCCAUUGCGGCGCACGCUCCUUAAUGCCUCGUCGAUAUGUCUACGGUACCAGAGCCGACUCGCAAUCCCCUCAAUUGCAAGGCAAUCGCUCGUUCGACCUUUUACCUCCGCGCACGCCUUGCGCCAGCAAGCACCGGAACCCAAGCCCACCCAGACCUCGCCCACACCCGAUCCUAAAGAUGAAGAUAUAUUCAUUCCGAAGCCACUUGGCCGUCCGAUCGGUUUCAGUCGCGCUCCACAACCAGGCGAGAAUGCCAGCAUCCCCAAAACAAAGAAAGACUACUCUGGCAUGACCAUGUCGCAACGGAACCUCGAGAAGCGCAAGGAUCUGGUCGAAAAAUGGGGCACAAACUACUUCCGCGAUUUCAAGAAUAUCCGCAAGUACAGGUCUGGCAAGACGUUCAUGGCGAAUCAGAGGAUCUUCAAGAAGGACGCGGCAUUAUACUUUCCCAACUUCCACGGAGAUACGCUGGAGGGCAAGGACAAGGACACUACGAAUGUGCUCGACGGAAAGAUCAGCGUUGUGAAUGUAUUUAGUUCGAUGUGGGGGUUGACCCAGGUCGAGACUUUCACAGGGAAGAAAACAAACGCUGCGCUGCACGAGAUUCUGGCGCAAAACCCAGGGGUUGCGCAGAUGGUUGACGUCAACAUCGAAGAGAACACCAUGAAGGCUUGGAUCGUAUCGCUAUUCCAGUGGCGGCUGAAGGCCUCCAAACCAAAAGAGGAUUGGGGCAGGUACUUCGUGGUCAGAAAAGGUGUUAGUGAGAAGAUAAGGGAGACAAUCGGGCUUUUGAACGGCAGAGUCGGUUAUGUCUACCUGGUAGACCAAGACUGCAAGAUCCGAUGGGCAGGUAGCGGAGACGCAGAAGGCACAGAAAUGGAGGAUAUGAACAGGGGCUUUACGAAGCUGGUCAAUGAGGCCCGACAGUCUCUCCCACAAGCUACGGCCGGAGAGGUUUGAUGACGAACAUGUAACGAUAUCUUGUACAGCAUACGGAAGACUCUCAAUUCCCACGAUACCCCAACCCUUUGUAAACAUAAUCGUAGCCGUACAGGCCCAAGACGCCUUGCGCAUAGCAUGCUAAUGAAAGUCAUGAGGAUAUCCAGCCCGCUUGAACGCCCGAAAUGAACACGUGCAACCCAAUCUACCUGAACCAUAGCAGCAUCAAGAAGCAGAAUGCGAUGAAGCUGCCCAGUAUGAUGCCGU